AUGCAUGAAGGUGUUCUGCCCCUAGCUAGAGAUGUUGAAAGAUGGAAACAUCAUGAUCCUGGCUUGGAUGCUCAACUCGAUGGAAGGGAUGAGUCUUUAGCCCACUUGUCUGGAAAAGGGAAGUAUGAUACCAUUAAAAACAUAGAUGCAAACAAGGAGCAGAUAGCUGAUAAGGCUGGAGCCGACGAGGAUACGGUUGAGGAGAGUUUUCUGCUUAAGAGAGCCGAUGGGGUUGGAGUUGAAGAGAAUGCGACUGAUGAGAUUGGAGCCGAGGAGGAUGUCAACAAGGAGGAGUCUCUUGCUAAAGUCUCAAAGUAG
Messenger RNA from Prunus armeniaca (apricot), 318 nucleotides. The record is from the annotation of a GenBank genome assembly. Lineage: Eukaryota; Viridiplantae; Streptophyta; Magnoliopsida; Rosales; Rosaceae.